This is a messenger RNA of Endocarpon pusillum Z07020, 999 nucleotides long. RefSeq lists its product as uncharacterized. The record is from RefSeq and is a predicted model, not a curated record. The transcript is spliced from 2 exons. NCBI's taxonomy places the organism in Eukaryota, Fungi, Ascomycota, Eurotiomycetes, Verrucariales, Verrucariaceae. Bases 1 to 999 code for a protein of 332 amino acids.
AUGCCUCGAUGGGAAGAAAUGUUACCAGACAUCAUGGAGGCCUUGGAGAGAAGUCGGGGAGAAUGGCAAAUCGACCCAAAGUACUACGAAGAGCACAUGCGCUGGGUUGCUGAGCAUGAAGAAACAGUGCGGCGGAACAAUCUUGCCAGAGCGCUGGAGGCUGGCUUCACGUGUAUCGAAGAGUAUGAUGGAGCACGUCGCAAGGAGGAAGAGGAGCGGGUGGCUAAUUUUCGUAAGAGAGUGGAAGAAGAAACGGGUAAGACGUGGGAGGAAUACUGGGCAACUCAUCCCCAGCGAGCGAAGACACCUCCAGAACCUUUCCUUGGGUGCGACUGCGAAGACCAUCCAAUCCCCAUGUUUUGUCCCAAGACGCUGGUGGACUAUCGAACGCAGGACGCUCUCGAUCUUUCCUGCUGCUUCGAAGCCAAUGGUGAUCAGGACAUACGUGAUCUAAAGAUUGACCCAGAAGACAAAUCUAAACGCCUAUCGCAGAACGCCAUUGAAAAGUACUGGGAGACGGAUACUCAGGAGGGACCCGCAGAUUGGCCACCGUGGUUGAAGGGUGAUGCUGUGCUACAAGGCAUUGCGCAGCUGGAUCAAAAUAAUGAUUACAAGCCCCGAAUCCCGAUGACGUUGGGGGAGGGCCAGAAAGUCGGAGAAAGCCCGCCAAGUUUAAUUUUUACUGAAAGUCAGAGCGAUCCCGAGAUUUCCAGCUCAACAAGACCGUUAGCGUCUCAUAACAGCUCUUCCAACGACGAGAAUUCAUUUAAUAUGCCUAAUGCUGAGCCAUUUAUCGAGAUUCAGGGAGCUGCUCAUCCGUCCCGUUCUAACCAAUCUGGCAUGCCUGAUAAUCAAACUGUACCUUAUAGCAGACCCAAGAGAACCAAAAAAUCAACCGAUAAAGGUCAUGCACGGCUCACAAGGACUUCGGGAGUCAGAAAGAAAACAACAAACUCCAAGAAAAGAGGAAGGAAAGGGAUCUCGAAGAUCACCGGAUAG